AUGACUAUCGAUGAUGAAACUUAUACUGCUCCAAAUUUCCAAGCAUUAAGAAAAUCAAACCAAACCUUUUAUUUAUUUGGUGAACACAUUUCAAAAUCAAGAGCACCUUUUUUACACAAUACAACUUUUGAAAAACUUGGAUUAGAUUGGGAAUAUAAACUUUUCGAAAGUUCAAACUUUGAUGAUUUCAACUCUAAAUUUCAAAAUGAAAAUUUGAUUGGAAGUGCAGUCACCAUGCCCAAUAAAGUUAAAGCUACACAACAUGUUGAUUCACUAGAUGAUAUUGGACAAGGUUGUGGAUCCAUCAAUACCAUUUAUACAAGGGUCCAUCCAAAAACUGGAGAGUUGGUAAAGAUUGGUACAAAUACAGACACUGUUGGUAUCAAAGAAAGUUUCUUACAAAACUAUCCAACAGAAACACAACAACUAAGUUCUAAACCAGGUUUAGUUUACGGUGGUGGUGGUGCUUGUAGAUCAGCCAUUUUCGCCCUAUACAAAUUAUUAAAAGUUCCAAAAAUUUACAUAAUCAAUAGAUUCAAAGAUGAAGUGGAACAAGUUAAACAGUCAAUGGUUGAAAAUGAAUUUGAUGGUGAAAUUAUCCACGUGGAAAAUCCUCAACAGGCUAAAUUAUUGGAACAACCAAAAUUAGUGGUUUUGACAGUUCCAAAUUUUGCACCAAAGACAACUGAAGAGAUAUUGGCUAGAGAAACUUUGGAUGUUUUCAUUAAGCAAGAUGAACCUGGUAUUGUCUUAGAAAUGUGUUAUCAUCCAAUCAUUGAAACUCAGCUAUAUAAUGAUUUUGUAAAAGCUGAAUGGAGAGUUAUUAGUGGUGUUGAAGCUAUGAUUUAUCAAGGUAUUGCACAACAAGUCCUUUGGACAGGUUAUUCAAUAGAGGAAAUACCCACAAAGGAGAUCAUCAAGACAUUAUAUGGAUCUAUUAAAGAAGAAUCAAAAAGCGUUUAA
Molecule: messenger RNA, 963 nt
Organism: Hansenula anomala
Lineage: Eukaryota; Fungi; Ascomycota; Saccharomycetes; Phaffomycetales; Wickerhamomycetaceae
Product: shikimate dehydrogenase family protein
Exons: 1
Coding region: 1-963 (320 amino acids)
Biological process (GO): shikimate metabolic process; chorismate biosynthetic process
Molecular function (GO): shikimate 3-dehydrogenase (NADP+) activity
Source: RefSeq, a predicted model, not a curated record